This is a messenger RNA of Phaedon cochleariae (mustard beetle), 2919 nucleotides long. Lineage: Eukaryota; Metazoa; Arthropoda; Insecta; Coleoptera; Chrysomelidae. The record is from the annotation of a GenBank genome assembly.
AUGUCCUUUCAAGAUUUCCUGAUUGCAAGAGAUGUGCCCAGAGAAUGUUUAGCAGAAAUUGAAAGUGAAAAUCUAGAUGAGGCCGCCAUUCAGGUAAUGGAUGAAGAAACACUGACAAAAUUUAUUCCAAAGCUGGGAGACAGGGUGGCUGCCAGAGAUUUCUGCAAGAGGAAAAUGGCUCCAAAAAAGGUCGGACUUAUUGAGAAGCUACGUGAAAAACUCUCGAAUAAGAAUACAAGAAGCCAGGAAUUACUGGAUUGCUGCAAAAACGAAGUAGAUAUCAAUGUGACUGUGGAAGAAAUGUACGAGGUUACGAAAGUAAAUAAAUUGCGGUUCUAUCUAUCGCUUGUAAAAAAAGAACAGGAAGAUCGUACAUGUGUAACCACCCCCAAUCCCACAGAAGAUGAACCCACAGAAGAUGAACCCACAGAAAAUGAAGGUGAUCUUGACUUAGACCUAGAACACAUAGAAGAGGUAGUUAUAGAAGAGGAAUUGCUUGCUGAUGCACCUCCUACCCUUUUAGUGGUUCAUCGGGGUGAGGUUUUCGAAGAACUGCUGGCAGCUUUCCAGCAUCAUACUUGCCUCAAUAAUAUCCAGAUUGAAAUGAUCCUUCCAAAUGGACAGAAAGAGGUAGCUGAAGAUAUGGGCGGUGUUUUGAGGGAUGCUCUUUCCGAAUUUUGGCAGGUGUUUUAUGACAAAUGUACGGCUGGCACAUCCCUCAAAGUACCGUGUCUGCGAGAUGAUUUCGGGUCCAACGAAUGGGAAGCAAUUGCUAAAAUUAUCGGCAUGGGAUGGACCGAGCAGAGAUAUUUCCCUAUCCUGUUAUCUCCUGUUUUUAUUAUGAAUACGUUAGGAAUUGCAUUCAACGAUGAAGAUGUGAUAAAAGAUUUUCUCAAAUACAUAUCCGAAUCUGAGGCAGAAACGAUAAAAACUGCCCUCGAAAAUUUCGAGGAAGUGGAAGUGGAAGAUCUCCUUGACUUCUUUUCGAAUUUUGACACAAAACGGCUUGUGACAAAAAAUAAUCUAAAUUCAGUAUUGUUAGGAGUAGCACAUAAAGAAUUAUUACAAAAGCCGGAAUUCAUUUCGAAAUGUUUUUCACAAACGAGAGAGUUAGAAAAGGUUACGUCAGAGCCUUCAACAUCUGGAAAUAUUGGUGAGCGACAGUUACACAAAGAAGACAAUUGGGUACUUGAUUUUGGGACGUAUUUAGGAAAAAUAAUCGAUGAUGUUACAAAGCAGAAACUUUUAGAAAAACCUUGGUCACCGGAUCUAUCAUAUAAAUUUCCAUCGUCAGGACCUAGGAACUUGAAAUUCCAGAUAAAAUGGCUCGAUGAGUGGAGGUGGCUAGUUCAUAGUCCAUCUCUAGAUUCUGUGUUCUGCAAGUAUUGUUCGCUAUUUUCCACUGUUGUCGGGCAACAAGCUACUAAGGGCGGAAAACUAGUUAAAACUCCAUUUAAAAACUGGAUGCCAGAGAACAAUUCAGAAAUCAUGAAAAAUAAUAAGAAUUGUAUCGAAAGAGCAGCUAACUCUUUGAAUAUCAUGAUGAGAAAAUCUGAAAAUGUUAUUUUACAAAUUAACAAACAUCAAAACGAUCAAAUUAUCAAUAAUCGGAAGUGCCUUAAACCCAUAAUCAGAACUGCCAUAUAUCUUGCUAGAUUAGGAAACUCAUUUCGAGGUCACCGUGACUCUGGACCUUUUGAUAUAAAUGAACCUCCAGUCAAAGGUGAGGGUAAUUUUCCUUCUUUACUCAAAUUUCGAAUAGAGGCAGGAGAUCAUAUUUUGGCAAAACACCCAAGCACAGCAGGUGCUAAUGCAACUUACAUUAGCUGGCAAAUACAGAAUGAAAUAAUAUCGGCCUUCAAUUCGAUUUUAUUGAAAAAACUCGUUGAUAAAGAGAAAAGCAUGAUCAGGGAAGACGUUUUACAGUUUAUUCCUGUUUCUGAUGUUACAAGCGCUGGUUUAACAAAUAGUAUAUGCAAUGCUAUGAUUGAAGUAGGGCUAGAUGUAAAAUAUCUGGUUGGCCAAGGAUACGAUGGAGCUAGUGCAAUGAGCGGUGCUCUAAGAGGAGCACAAGCAAUUGUUCGGGAGAGCUAUCCUAAAGCAUUGUACGUUCAUUGUUCGUCACACUGUUUCAAUUUAGCACUUUCUGAUGGAUGUUCAGUUGCAGAAGUCCGAAACUGUCUGGGUACUAUCGGAACAACUUAUAAUUUCUUCAAUUUCCCAAAACGACAACGUGUCACAUGUGAACAUGAGAUCAAUAAAUUAGUAGAAAAACCUAAAAUAGAAAAACUCAAAAGAUUAUGUCCUACCAGAUGGAUUCAGAGACACGACGCCGUGAAUGCAUUCGUUUCUCUUCUGAAGUCAAUAAUAAGUGCCUUAUUUGAGAUUGCCACAUGGACCGAUAAAAAAACGGCGUCUGACGCUCAAUUACUUUCAUCGGCAAUUUGUCAAAGUAGCUUUCUAUUAUGUACUUUUAUGAUAAAAUCUGUGUUUUCGUUAACAUUACCACUGAGCAAGUACUUACAGACACCAAAUUUGGACCUGAGUUUAGCUCUUGAUUCAGCUGAAAAUGUCAAUAAAUCGCUGAAAAAAAUGAGACAAGAAGACAAGAAGUCAUUUUCAGAUAUUUAUCAAGAGACCAAAACGAUCUGUGAUGAGUUUGAUAUCACAAUUCUACAACCCAGAACCACUAAUCGGCAGACCAACAGAAAUAAUGUUCCUGGAUCAUCGCCGGAAGAAUAUUAUCGAAGGGCUAUUUAUGUUCCAUUUCUCGACCAAACAAUACAGGCAAUAAAUGAAGAAUUUAUAAAUCAUAGAAAUACUCUCGAACCUUUUCAAAGACUUUUAUGUCAUGAUAAUAGUUUAGACAUCAGCAAAAUUUUCAAUUCUACACAACAGCUUCUGGAGACGACAGAUUAA